AUGAUAUUCGUUGAUUUCCCUGAUGCACCAGCCUCGGAUACUACUGAGGAGCUAUACCAGCUCUUCGUUCCUGGUGCACCAGACUGGUACAAGCAUUCUUCCUUUGGUCAACUCAGUCUCAAUAUCACUGCCGACACCUCUCGUUUCUACCGCAUGCCCAAUCCGUCCACCUCCUACCCGUAUGACCGAGGCAUCACCGCACAGCUCCACGGAAAGUACAUCCAAGAUGCACUCAACUCGGUCGGUCAAGCCAUUGAUUUCAGCGGCACUGAUGUUCUCUAUAUCGUCCCGACCAAGGCAGCCAAGCACAUCUCGUUCUCGCCUACCUACAUGGGGGAGCUAACUGCGGGUGACGGAACAGUCAUCGGUAAAACUGUCACCUUUGGUCAGGAUGCUCCUGACUCAUGGGGCUUCCUAGUCAUGAACCACGAGACCGGACACACUAUGGGACUGCCGGAUUUGUAUCCCUCGAAUGGCGGUAGGGCCACGAUGUAUGUUGGCGGUCAUGAUAUUAUGGGUCUGAUUAGUGGUGGACUUCCGGAUUACUUUGCAUGGCAUAAGUGGAAACUGGGAUGGUUUUCCGACGACCAAUUUGAUUGUGUGGAUGGUGCUGGAUCGACAACACACACUGUUACUGCGGUCGGAACUAAGGAGGGUGUUAAGGCAGUAGUUGUGAAACGGGAUGAGACUACCGCUAUUGUGGCUGAGGUCAGGGCCAGGGAGGGCGCGGAUAUCGCGGCUUGCAGUACAGGAGUACUUGUCUAUACGGUGUCAACAUCCACAGCUUCCGGUCAAGGUCCAAUUCGUGUCCACGAUGCGACCCCGAAUUCUGGUGGAUGCGAUGGGGAAGAAUUAAAUGAUGCACAUUUCACAACCGAGGCUGGUCGAGACGUUUUCGUUUCAGAAGAUGGUGUCCAAAUCAAGGUGGUUUCUCAGAAUGGGGAUGUCUAUACUAUUGAAGUUGAGGCCACUUGA
This is a messenger RNA of Aspergillus oryzae RIB40, 975 nucleotides long. Its product is annotated as M6 family metalloprotease domain-containing protein. NCBI's taxonomy places the organism in Eukaryota, Fungi, Ascomycota, Eurotiomycetes, Eurotiales, Aspergillaceae. Gene Ontology annotation, molecular function: peptidase activity. The record is from RefSeq and is a predicted model, not a curated record. Bases 1 to 975 code for a protein of 324 amino acids. The transcript has a single exon. Gene Ontology annotation, biological process: proteolysis.